AUGCUGCUGCUGGACGACCAUCCGGCCCGUUCUGGUUCGCCCAGUGCUGUUCUGGAGCCGCCAGCGAAGAGGCUAAAGCACGGUAGUUGCGCGGAAAGCGACAGUGAGGAUUUAUUGCUGGAAAAUGUCGAAAAUGGCGAAAAUGGUGCCGAGGUCGUGGAGAUGCCCGUGACUUUGGGCGGCUAUAAAACGACUGCCGAGGGGAAUGUAGACGAAAUUGACCCCCAAACACAAGUGGUAGUGGAUCUGGGAGGCGGUUCGGGUGCCGAGUCGGAUUCGUCGGAAUCUCUCGACUUGGACCUCAUAUCUGAAUCUGAAUUUCGCCAGAUAAUCGCUGAAACUCCCGACGAAUCUUCUAUUGAGGAAACCAGAGUAUUCCUCAAGACUUUUGGACCCGUGGAGUUCUUGCAAAAGUAUCUCCCUACCACCGCUACCAGCCGCAACAUUUUGGAGGUGAUAGUGAGACUUGGAUUUGUUCCUCGAGACGUCGCCAUAGAUGGUACUGGAGACCAAAUAUCGGGCCUUAUUCGGCUUUUAAACCAGGCAAUGAAGUCUGUGCUCACCACGAGAACCCGUCUUGAACACUUUUACUCACUUGAACAUGUUAUUGAUGGACUCCAAUCCGCCAAAAAAAUCCUCGUUUUAUCUGGAGCUGGUAUAUCCACCAGUUUAGGAAUACCAGAUUUCCGUUCUUCACAAGGAUUUUAUGCCAAACUAGAGCACUUGGGGCUCUCGGAUCCCCAGGAUGUGUUUGAUCUUGGCAUUUUCCACACAGAUCCUACGGUAUUCUAUCUGAUUGCUCACAUGAUUCUUCCUCCAGAGCACAGCUUUACGCCCAUGCAUGCGUUUAUAAAGACCCUCGACGACAAGGGAAUACUACUCCGAAACUACACACAGAAUAUUGAUAAUCUUGAAAGCAAUGUGGGCAUUAAUUCGGAUCGUGUGGUUCAAUGCCAUGGUUCAUUUGCAACCGCUACUUGUGUCACCUGUAAAAAUACCAUUCCUGGUCACGAAAUCUUCGAAUGUAUACGGAACAAAGAGGUGGCCUACUGUACAAAAUGUACCAAUUCUCGUCUUGCCUUGAUGGAUAAAGACGACGCAUACGUACCGGAGAGUUAUGGAGUGAUGAAACCAGAUAUCACUUUUUUCGGAGAACUGCUUCCCGCCAAGUUUCACGACACCAUCAACGAAGAUUUGCAUGAAUGUGACCUUGUAAUAAGCGUGGGAACGUCCUUGAAAGUUGCUCCUGUGGCCGAUAUAGUGGACAAAGUACCACCUUCGGUUCCACAAAUUCUUAUAAAUCGGGACCCCAUUACCCACUGUAAUUUCGAUGUAUCAUUAUUGGGCUACUGCGAUGAUGUUGCUGAGCUCUUGGAGAGGAAACUAGGAUGGAAAGAUGAAAAAGAAAAAAGUGAAAAAUUUCAAGUGGUGGAGGUGGAAAAUCGUAUGUAUAAAAUUGGUCAAUUGGAUUCCGAGUCUACAAAAUUGAGAAUUGAUACUCAUGGCGAUACUCCUGGUAAUACUCCUGCCAAUGCUCCUGCAAAAUCCAGUCCAGAGCCCACACCGUAG
Molecule: messenger RNA, 1569 nt
Organism: Meyerozyma guilliermondii ATCC 6260
Lineage: Eukaryota; Fungi; Ascomycota; Pichiomycetes; Serinales; Debaryomycetaceae
Exons: 1
Coding region: 1-1569 (522 amino acids)
Molecular function (GO): NAD+ binding
Source: RefSeq, a predicted model, not a curated record